GGAUAUGCUGCCAUCGGGAGUCUCGGCCCUGAGUGAUAGUUUCAAGGGAAUAUCUUUCCUCAUACACACUUCACUAUAUAACACAUACCGGCACGCGAGAAGUGCUAAGCAAAUCAGACGUCGGAGUUCAGGCGAGAGAUAGCAAUAUGGGUUUGAAGGAGGAGUUUGAGGAGUAUGCUGAGAAAGCCGAGACCCUGCCGGAGAAUACCUCAAACGAAAGCAAGCUUAUUCUCUAUGGGCUGUACAAGCAGGCCACCGUUGGACCAGUGAACACCGGCCGUCCUGGAAUGUUCAGCAUGAAGGAGAGAGCAAAGUGGGAUGCAUGGAAGGCUAUCGAAGGAAAAUCCAAGGAGGAAGCAAUGAGUGAUUACAUAACCGAAGUGAAACAGUUGCAGGAAGAAGCUGUGGCAUCUGCCUGAUGUUGUCUUCUAAAUUGUAAUAACUAAAACAAGCAUCUGCAGUUUUCAAACUGGUAAUGUGUUGUCUUGAUUCCUCAAAUAUGUUCAUUUUCUUGCGUUUGUUAAUUUGAGUUGGCCAAAAUUCUUGAACCCAA
Juglans microcarpa x Juglans regia is the source of this 553-nucleotide messenger RNA. Its product is annotated as acyl-CoA-binding protein-like. Lineage: Eukaryota; Viridiplantae; Streptophyta; Magnoliopsida; Fagales; Juglandaceae. The transcript has 4 exons. Gene Ontology annotation, molecular function: fatty-acyl-CoA binding. Gene Ontology annotation, biological process: fatty acid metabolic process. Bases 147 to 419 code for a protein of 90 amino acids. The record is from RefSeq and is a predicted model, not a curated record.